Molecule: messenger RNA, 4032 nt
Organism: Anolis carolinensis (green anole)
Lineage: Eukaryota; Metazoa; Chordata; Lepidosauria; Squamata; Anolidae
Product: zinc finger and SCAN domain-containing protein 2
Exons: 11
Coding region: 243-3524 (1093 amino acids)
Biological process (GO): regulation of transcription by RNA polymerase II
Cellular component (GO): nucleus
Molecular function (GO): RNA polymerase II cis-regulatory region sequence-specific DNA binding; DNA-binding transcription factor activity, RNA polymerase II-specific
Source: RefSeq, a predicted model, not a curated record
AUUUAUCCCAGUGAAAAGGAGCGUCGGAGGUUGUAUGUGAGGACGGGACAAAGCAGCAUCAGCCUGGUUCAUCUGGCUGUGAUUUCUCCUUCUCUUCGGGAGAGGAGCAGAGGGACAUUCUGGACUGCAAGCGCUGCAGGCCCCACCAGUUCUCCCAGUCCUCUCACUUUGAAUGUCAUCUGAGAGAAGAGGUGGACGUAUCUUCAUCCAGACGGAAGGCAGCCUAGAAGCGCAGAACCAAGAUGGAAGGGCAAGAGCCAGCUGCCUCCCAGUUAGAAGUAUUUUCUUUUACUAUUGAGGAAGAGAACAAUAGAGCAUUCUGGGAGGACUCUUGGAGGAAAGACCAGGAGAGCAGUCCGCACCAUCCAGACCUUCAGGGCCAGCGCUUCCGGCAUUUCCACUAUGAGGAGGCCUUGGGGCCCCGAGAGGUCUGCAGCCGGCUCCACUCUCUCUGCCGCCUGUGGCUGAAGCCCGAGCGACACUCCAAGACAGAGAUGCUGGACCAGGUGAUCCUGGAGCAGUUCAUGGCCAUCCUUCCUGCGGAGAUGGAGCGCUGGGUGAGGGAAUGUGGGGCAGAGACCAGUUCCCAGGCCGUGGCUUUGGCUGAAGGAUUCUUCCUGAGUCAGGAAGAGGAGAAGAAGAGGGAGAAGCCCCAGGUGCAGGACCCUUUUGCAGAUGAGACCAGUCAGGUGGAGGAGUCUCCUUCAGACACCAUGUGCAUUGCCCAGACUGGAAAUGGAGCCUAUGUGACAGUUGGUAGUGAAACAUGGCCAAGUGAUAGUAGCACAACUUUUCAUGAUUCUUUCCUAAGAAGAGAUUCUGUGGGACCAGAUCAGGUGACUUUUGAAGAUGUUUCUGUGGAUUUCUCAGAGGAAGAGUGGGCCCUAUUGGAUCCGAGCCAAAAAGCCUUGCACCAGCAAAUCAUGGAGGAGAAUUUGGGGAUUGUGUCAUCUCUGGGAGAAAGUCCAUGUAUAAACAUCCUUGUUCGUCACCGGGCAACUCACACAGGGGAGAAGCCAUUUAAAUGCUUGCAGUGUGAAAAAAGCUUCUGUCAUAAGAGAAAUCUUAUUACUCAUCAGACAAUUCACACAGGAGAGAAGCCGUUUCAAUGCUUGCAGUGUAAGAAGGGCUUCAAUCAAAAGAAAGACCUUAUUCGUCAUCAGGCAACUCACACAGGAGAGAAGCCAUUUCAAUGCUUGCAGUGUGAAAAGAGCUUCAGUGAAAAGAGCAGCCUUGUACGUCAUCAGGCAAUUCACAAAGGAGUGAAGCCAUUUAAAUGCUUUCAGUGUGAAAAGAACUUCAGUCACAAGAGCAAUCUUAUUAGUCAUCAGGCAACUCACACAGGAGAGAAGCCAUUUCAAUGCUUGCAGUGUGAAAAAAGCUUCAGUCAAAAGCAACACCUUACUCGUCAUCAGGCAAUUCACACAGGAGAGAAGCCAUUUCAAUGCUUGCAGUGUAAAAAGAGCUUCAGUGAAAAGAGCAGCCUUAUUUGUCAUCAGGCAACUCACACAGGAGAGAAGCCAUUUCAAUGCUUGCAGUGUGAAAAGACCUUCAGUCUAAAGAGAAACCUUAUUCGUCAUCAGGCAACUCACACAGGAGAGAAGCCAUUUAAAUGCUUGCAGUGUGAAAAGAGCUUCAGUCAUAAGAGCAAUCUUAUUAGUCAUCAGGCAACUCACACAGGAGAGAAGCCAUUUAAAUGCUUGCAGUGUGAAAAGAGCUUCAGUCAAAAGGGAAACCUUAUUAGUCAUCAGAAAACUCACACAGGAGAGAAGCCAUUUAAAUGCUUGCAGUGUGAAAAGAGCUUCAGUGAAAAGAGAAACCUUAUUCGUCAUCAGAAAACUCACACAGGAGCAAAGACAUACAAAUGCAUAGUAUUGAAAGAGCUUCAGUCAAAAGAGCAGUCUUCAGUUGGACAUCGUACCUUGUUGGUCAUCAAGCAACUCGCAGCAAAGGAAAACAAGCGGAGAACCAAGAUGGAAGGGCAAGAGCCAGCUGCCUCCCAGUUAGAAGUAUUUUCUUUUACUAUUGAGGAAGAGAACAAUAGAGCAUUCUGGGAGGACUCUUGGAGGAAAGACCGGGAGAGCAGUCCGCUCCAUCCAGACCUUCAGGGCGAGCGCUUCCGGCAUUUCCGCUAUCAGGAGGCCUUGGGGCCCCGAGAGGUUUGCAGCCGCCUCCACUCUCUCUGCCGCCUGUGGCUGAAGCCAGAGCGACACUCCAAGGCGGAGAUGCUGGACCUGGUGCUCCUGGAGCAGUUCCUGGCCGUCCUUCCUGCGGAGAUGGAGCGCUGGGUGAGGGAAUGUGGGGCAGAGACCAGUUCCCAGGCCGUGGCUUUGGCUGAAGGAUUCCUCCUGAGUCAGGAAGAGGAGAGGAAGCAGGAGAAGCCCCAGGUGCAGGACCCUUUUACAGAUGAGACCAGUCAGGUGAAGGAGUCUCCUUCAGACACCAUGUGCAUUGCCCAGACUGGAAAUGGAGCCUAUGUGACAGUUGGCAGUGAAACAUGGCCAAGUGAUAGUAGCACAACUUUUCAUGAUUCUUUCCUAAGAAGAGAUUAUGUGGGACCAGAUCAGGUGACUUUUGAAGAUGUUUCUGUGGAUUUCUCAGAGGAAGAGUGGGCACUCUUGGAUCCGAGCCAAAAAGCCUUGCACCAGCAAAUCAUGGAGGAGAAUUUGGGGAUUGUGUCAUCUCUGGGAGAAAGUCCAUGUAUAAACAUCCUUGUUCGUCACCGGGCAACUCACACAGGGGAGAAGCCAUUUCAAUGCUUGCAGUGUGAAAAAAGCUUCUGUCAUAAGAGAAAUCUUAUUACUCAUCAGACAAUUCACACAGGAGAGAAGCCGUUUCAAUGCUUGCAGUGUAAAAAGGGCUUCAAUCAAAAGAAAGACCUUAUUCGUCAUCAGGCAACUCACACAGGAGAGAAGCCAUUUCAAUGCUUGCAGUGUGAAAAGAGCUUCAGUGAAAAGAGCAGCCUUGUACGUCAUCAGGCAACUCACACAGGAGAGAAGCCAUUUCAAUGCUUGCAGUGUGAAAAAAGCUUCAGUCAAAAGCAACACCUUACUCGUCAUCAGGCAAUUCACACAGUAGAGAAGCCAUUUCAAUGCUUGCAGUGUGAAAUGACCUUCAGUCUAAAGAGAAACUUUAUUAGUCAUCAGGCAACUCACACAGGAGAGACGCCAUUUAAAUGCUUGCAGUGUGAAAAGAAAUUCAGUCAAAAGAGAUACCUUAUUAGUCAUCAGAAAACUCACACAGGAGAGAAGCCAUUUAAAUGCUUGCAGUGUGAAAAGAGCUUCAGUCAAAAGGGAAACCUUAUUAGUCAUCAGAAAACUCACACAGGAGAGAAGCCAUUUAAAUGCUUGCAGUGUGAAAAGAGCUUCAGUGAAAAGAGAAACCUUAUUCGUCAUCAGAAAACUCACACAGGAGCGAAGACAUACAAAUGCAUAGUAUUGAAAGAGCUUCAGUCAAAAGAGCAGUCUUCAGUUGGACAUCGUACCUUGUUGGUCAUCAAGCAACUCGCAGCAAAGGAAAACUAGAGUGGAUAGAUCUGCAGUUGAAACACAAGUCUUCUUUUUAAAUUGUUAACCCAUAUGGAAGAAAUGGGCUAAAGUGAAGUUCCUUUGUUUUACAUCAGAGGGGGCAUGGAUCUUUGUUACAGAAACAAUAAGUUAAAAAGCCAUGGCUUUUGGUGAAAAUAAUAAUCUGACCAAUUUUCUUCGAUGAAAUAUCCCAUUAAGCAUAACUGAUAAUAUUUUGAGAGCUAAAGGAAAGAUAUUUCUGGAUUUUUCAUCCAUUCAUGUAUUCUGGUUAAUGCAAAUAUAUUCCUGUCAUGUAUAUUCAGGAUUAAAAAUACAUUUAAAUGAGAUUUUUGAUUCAAAGUGAGGGAAUGGAUUUCAUGUAGUUAUAUGUAUGUGGGAUUGAAUUUUCUUGUAUGAAAUAACUAAGAAAGAAUCACUGAGAAAUAGUUUUCUAUUUAUUCAUGCUUACUAGUUUCUGUGAAUCUUUCUUGUCCUAUCAAUAACAUAUAAAAAAUAAUUAAUCAAA